AUUUGCUGUAGAACUGACACAUCUCCUUGUCAACCACUCCCAUCUGGGCAUUUUAAAGCACAUACUGUACAACAACACUCAUUUUUUUCUGUUGAGAUCAGGCACAAGGAGUGGACAAAAAAAACAACAAAAAAAAGUAAAUGAGCAGGCAAUGGCUUUUACAAAGACUUUUGGACACUACAGUACAGAACAAACAUUCUAACAUGUCUAUAUUAUCAUGCAUCAUAUCUUAGCAAGUCUAAUUGGUGUCUUAUGGCUACAUUGGCAUGCUCCAAAGAGUCUGCAGUUGCUGGAUAUCGUUUCCCAGUUGGCAGACCAAUCACUGCAGAGGGCCAUUGGCAAGGGUACAGCUGUAUUUAAUCGGUCAACAAAUAUUUUACAUUUUUUUGCCUGUUUUUUUUAAUUUAAUGAUUAAAAUUGAAAACUAGAAAGCCAGUUCAUAAGAAAUUUUAAAUACACAAUAGAGAAUGUAUUGCUUACCCUCUAAGAUGAAAGGGUAAGCAAUAAUAAGCAUCACAAAAGUAUCUGCCUGCUCAGAGAGUGCUAUCUCUAAGCAUUUUAAUGGAAAGUUGAUAAGGAAAAAGUGUGAGGAUUGUGUCAGAAUUGUGUAACAAAGCCCAUUCAAUAGUUCAGGGGAUUCAUACAAGAUAAGUCCUGACCCCAUACUAAACGCACAUAGUGUACAGUACUUAAUUUUGAGUAGACAGACACUUCUGGAUUAAAAUUCCUCUCUAUAUUCAUCUGGUGUAAAUUUUGGAGAAGCUGAACUUUUGGGAAGAGUAGAGCUGGCACCUAGACAAAAGAUAAAUAGAGCUAUAUCACGUUAAUAAAACGAAAGAUUUAUUCAAACAAUAUUUUUGUUUGUACAAUAUAUCACUUUAUACAAUAUAAUAUCUAUACAGCAAGAUGUUUUUUGUUGUAAUUUAAUAAGUGUAUAUUGUAACAUUUUAUACUACAAACAUGAAAAGUAUAUUGUUAGAACGAUAAUGUUUUCACGUUGUGACAUGAUAUAGCUCUAUUUUAAUUUUACCUGGGUGGAAACCCUGUUAUUUGUGCAAACUGUCUCUAUAAAUAAAAAUAUCAGAACGAGUUUGUGUUGUUUUAGCGGCGCAGAGCCUGCACGCAUGCGCUGUAAACACAACCACGUGACCAAACCCGGAAGAAGAGAACUGUCAAACAGAAGAGUCUUAGUUAAAACUAAAAACAUAUUCGGUUUUGUAUCGUGUAUUUCAUAGUAGAAGCGCCAGCAUGAGUCAAGGGUGCAGCAGGAAAUUAAAAACUGCAACCAGAGAAAAGUUAAGGAAAAUGAACCUUCUACGCGGUCGAGAGGUUUUACCAGGUGAGUUUUGGGAUGUGGUGGCUGUGACUGCUGUGGACGGGAGCCAGAGAGACUCAUACGAGCGGCAAAUCAGAGAGAAGAUUGAGAGGAAAGAGCUUCCUCUCGGAGUUCAGUACAAGGUCUUCUCUGAUCCUCCUGGGUGCAAAAUAGGCAAUGGAGGCUCCACUCUGUAUGCUCUGCAGCAGCUGAAUGACAUCUAUGGAAAAGCUCUGAGCAACCUGAGAAUCCUCCUGAUCCAUGCAGUUCGCAAAACUACACUGAAAAAGGCCAAUUCAAUGGGGAAUUACAAAUCCAGGCCGUCUCAGACAUGCACAGAUGAGUGGAAGAAGAAGGUGGGUGAGUCAUACUCUGUGAUCAUUGAGAAGCUGGACGACGACUUCCAGCUCCCAGAAAGUGCUCUGGCAGACCUCCACCUCGCUUUCAGCUCUGAUGAGGCUUUUCAGAAGGUGAACGUGAACUAUCGAACAGAGAAGGGGCUGUCGCUGCUGCAUCUCUGCUGCGUAUGUGGAGGAAAUAAGGCUCAGAUGCGUACCCUGAUGCUCAAAGGCCUGCAUCCUUCUAGACUGACCAGGAAUGGUUUCACUGCACUCCACCUGGCUGCUUAUAAGGACAACGCAGAGCUGGUGACUGAACUCCUGCAUGGUGGAUCAGAUGUGCAGCAGGUGGGGUACGGGGCCCUCACAGCUCUGCACGUUGCAACACUAGCCGGGCAUCAAGAGGUUGCUGAUAUACUCCUACAGCAUGGAGCUUUCGUCAACGUUCAGGAUGCAGUGUUUUUCACUCCGCUGCAUAUUGCCUCCUACUAUGGUCAUGAGCAGGUGGCAAAGCUUCUGCUGAAGUUUGGGGCAGAUGUGGAUGCCAGUGGUGAGGUGGGUGACCGGCCACUGCACCUGGCUGCAGCUAAAGGUUUUCUUGACAUCAUCAACCUGCUUGUGGGAGACGACAGCAAAGCUAAUGUCAAUGCCCGAGACAAUGAAGAACAUGUUCCUCUCCACUUCUGCGCCCGUUUUGGUCACCAAGAGAUCAUUCAUUUUCUUCUGGAAAGGAGCAGUGAAGUUCAGCCUCAUUCUGUCAACAUCUACGGGGACACCCCGCUACACUUGGCCUGCUACAAUGGUAAAUUUAGCGCGGUGAAGGAGAUGAUACAGCUUUCUGGCACCGAAAGUCUUUUAAAAGAGAACAUAUUCAGUGAGACGCCAUUUCACAGUGCCUGUACGUACGGCAAAGACCUAGAGAUGGUCAAAUUCCUGCUGGGCCAGAACACCAUGAGCAUCAAUCAUCAGGGCAGAGAUGGCCAUACGGCUCUUCACAGUGCCUGUUUCCAUGGCCACAUCCGCCUGGUGCAGUUUCUGCUGGACAGCGGGGCCGACAUGAACCUUGUGGCUUGUGACCCUAGCAGGUCCAGCGGGGAGAAAGACGAGCAGACAUGCCUGAUGUGGGCCUAUGAAAAAGGUCAUGAUACCAUCGUCACUCUUCUUAAACACUACAAACGUCCAGAUGAUUCUCCUUGCAAUGAAUACUCCCAGCCAGGAGGGGAUGGCUCCUAUGUUUCAGUCCCAUCUCCACUUGGAAAAAUCAAAAGCAUGACUAAAGAAAAAGCUGAAGUGCUUGCGCUCAGGGCCAGCCUUCCAUCUCAUUUCCACCUUCAGCUGUCUGAGCUGGAGUUUAAUGAAAUUAUUGGAUCGGGUUCCUUUGGGAGAGUCUACAGAGGCAAAUGCAGAAGCAAAAUUGUCGCCAUAAAACGCUAUAGAGCCAACACAUACUGCUCAAAGUCUGAUGUGGACAUGUUCUGCAGAGAGGUUUCCAUCCUCUGUCAUCUCAAUCACCCCUGUAUCAUCCAGUUUGUGGGGGCGUGUCUGGAUGACCCCAGUCAGUUUGCCAUCGUCACCCAGUACAUCUCCGGAGGGUCCUUGUUCUCCCUGCUGCACGAGCAGAAGCGGCUCAUCGACCUGCAGUCCAAGCUCAUCAUUGCCAUCGAUGUGGCCAAGGGCAUGGAGUACCUGCACAACCUCACCCAGCCGAUCAUCCACAGGGACCUCAACAGUCACAAUAUCCUGCUCUAUGAAGAUGGACAUGCAGUGGUGGCUGAUUUUGGAGAAUCCAGAUUUUUGCAAUCGGUAGAUGAGGAUAACCUCACCAAGCAGCCAGGGAACCUGCGCUGGAUGGCCCCCGAGGUGUUCACACAGUGUACACGGUACUCGGUGAAGGCGGACAUGUUCAGCUACGCCCUCUGCCUGUGGGAGCUGCUCACGGGAGAAAUCCCUUUUGCUCACCUGAAACCAGCUGCUGCUGCUGCAGACAUGGCUUACCAUCACAUUCGGCCUCCUAUUGGUUACUCGAUCCCCAAACCAAUCUCUGCUCUUCUCAUGAGAGGCUGGAACUCCUGCCCAGAAGACAGGCCUGAAUUCUCUGAAGUGGUUUCCAACUUGGAGGAAUGUCUGAGCAACACUGAGUUGAUGUCGCCAGUGUCCAGCAACAGCAGCGGCUCCCUUUCGCCCUCUUCCUCCUCUGACUGUCUGCUCAGCCGAGGGGGACCUGGCCGAAGCCACGUGGCCGCCCUGCGCUCUCGUUUUGAGCUGGAGUAUGCUCUCAACACCCGUGCCUACGCAUUCUGGACUCAGAGUGAGCGUCAUCGAGCUUCUGGUGGCCUUUCACUGGAGGAAAUCAGAAGGAACAUGCAGUUCUCUCCCAUCGAUCGAAAUGGGUAUGUUUCUGAUCCCAUGAGCACCAUGAGGUUCUGCUCAUCCUUCAGCAGCAGUGGCAGCUUUGAAGAAAAUGGCUAAACUGUUAAUCAUUCUCUGUAUUCUGUGAAAUCACUGUAGAAAAUGUUGAAUAAAGAAGGGAGUAGAAGAUUUAUUGCUAAUUUACACAAUACUUGAUGUUGAGUUUUCUUUUAUAUCAAAUUAGUUUAAUGUCUUUGCAUACGAUUUGCAAUAAAUGCUAAAAUAUUGUAAAAACAAAAA
This is a messenger RNA of Girardinichthys multiradiatus, 4302 nucleotides long. RefSeq names its product TNNI3 interacting kinase (gene tnni3k). Gene Ontology annotation, molecular function: ATP binding; protein binding; protein kinase activity. The transcript has 28 exons. Gene Ontology annotation, biological process: proteolysis; protein phosphorylation. NCBI's taxonomy places the organism in Eukaryota, Metazoa, Chordata, Actinopteri, Cyprinodontiformes, Goodeidae. The record is from RefSeq and is a predicted model, not a curated record. The coding region runs from base 1249 to 4122 and encodes 957 amino acids.